Amblyraja radiata (thorny skate) is the source of this 5068-nucleotide messenger RNA. Its product is annotated as complement C3-like. The record is from RefSeq and is a predicted model, not a curated record. The coding region runs from base 42 to 4997 and encodes 1651 amino acids. Gene Ontology annotation, molecular function: protein binding; endopeptidase inhibitor activity. Lineage: Eukaryota; Metazoa; Chordata; Chondrichthyes; Rajiformes; Rajidae. Gene Ontology annotation, cellular component: extracellular region. The transcript is spliced from 41 exons.
AUGAGUUGGAAACGUUUGCUCGGGUGAAGCAGUCUGUCACCAUGGGGAGGACCUCACUGUUAUUUGUUCUCUUUAUGUCUCUUCCUGCACUCUCUCUCUGUGACCCUCUGUUUAUACUAACAGCACCCAAUAUUUUGCGAAUUGAAAGCGAAGAAACAGUGGUUCUCGAAGCCCAUGAUUUCAAUUCUGACAUUGAGGUUGAAAUUCGUUUGCAGGAUUUUCCUCAUCGUACGGUCUCACUAUAUGAAACCAGAAUCCAUUUGAAAUCAGCGACUAACUAUCUAACUACCACCACUGUCAAGAUACCUGCAGAUACAUUGCCGAGGGAUUCCAGAGGGAACCAGUAUGUAUAUUUGGAAGCAACAUCGCAAUCAUAUUUUAUGUUACGAACUGUUAUCCUUGUUUCACAUCAAGCAGGCCACAUCUUUAUCCAGACUGACAAACCAAUCUACACACAAACUCAAACUGUGCUUUAUCGCUUGCUCACAGUGGACAACGAUAUGAAGCCAAACCAACAAGGCAUAGUAGUAGAACUUAUGAAUCCACAAGAUGUCAUUGUUGAGCAGACAGAGAUUUAUACAAAAGAUGCUGCUGGAAUUGUUGGAAAGACCUUUAAUAUACCAGAGAUUGUGAACAUUGGAAUGUGGACGAUGGUUGCAAGUUACAAAAAUGCCCCCGCCAUAAAUUUCACAACCCAAUUUGAAGUGAAGGAAUAUGUGUUGCCAAGCUUUGAAGUUACCUUGGAAUCAAAGAAGCCAUUUUUUCAUGUUAAUGACACAGAAUUGCACAUCACAGUCACUGCAAGAUUCACAUAUGGAAAACCUGUCCAAGGACGAGCCUUUAUCCUGUUUGGAAUAAUGAAAGAUGAUGAAAAGUUGCCCAUUUCAAAGUCACUUAAAUCAGUGCCUGUUAUAGAUGGCAGUGGAGAAGCCACCCUGAAAAGGGAACAAUUGGCUGAAACCUUCACUGACAUUGACGAACUGGUUGGGAGUUCAAUUUAUGUUACUGCAAGUGUUAUCACACAUGCUGGCAGUGACAUGGUAGAAGCUGAAAAAACGAACCUAAAAAUAGUUCGCAGCCCAUAUACAAUCUCUUUCUCCAAAACCUCCAAGUAUUUCAAGCCUGGGAUGCCUUUUAACAUAAUGGUCUAUGUAACAAAUCCCGAUGGUUCCCCUGCCGGGCAGGUUCGUGUGAAGGUUGACGGUGAAGAUGUCAGCUCAACCACUCGAUCUGAUGGAACGUCCAUGUUGACCGUGAAUACAGCAGGAAAUAUACAAUUAAUGUAUUUAAAGGUUUCAACAGAUGUUCCUGGUAUUCACGCAGAUCAACAGGCAACUAAAACAAUGGAAGCAUUGGCUUACAAGACACAACGUGGAACAAAGAACUACUUGCAUAUUUCCAAUAACCAUGAAGACCGAAAAGCAGGUGAUAAUUUAUUGGUUCACCUGAACGUUGUAAAUGAUAACGGAAACGUCCAGGAGGAAAUAAAAUACUUCACCUACAUGAUGAUUAGCAAAGGGAAGAUUGUCAAAGUUGGGAGACAACAGAGAAAAACAAAUCAACGUGUGACGACCUUACAGUUCCCAAUCGAAGCAAACUUAAUUCCAUCAUUCAGACUGUUAGUUUAUUACUACGUUGUCAUAGGAGGACAGGUGGAUCUUAUUGCUGAUUCUGUGUGGAUUGAUGUAGAGGACACAUGCAUGGGAAAACUGGAGGUUUCUAUCGUAAAUGACGACAUGAAACCAUUCAAACCCGGAGACGGGUUUACAUUGAAACUGACAGGUGAUUCUGGAGCAAAGGUCGGACUCGUUGCUGUGGAUAAAGCAGUAUUUGCGCUGAGUAAGAAAAAUAAAAUAACUCAGAGUAUGAUCUGGAGUGUGGUGGAGAAAAAUGAUAUUGGUUGCACACCUGGAAGUGGCAGUGAUGUCUUUGGUGUUUUCUCAGAUGCUGGAUUAGCCUUUGUAACAAGCACUAACCUCAAGACUGAAGCAAGAACAGAGCUGAUGUGUAAACAGCCAAAUCUACGCAAGCGUCGUGCAACAGGACUGUCAGAAUUCAAAGCCGAGACACUGAAGAGGUUCAAUACCAAGCAUCUACAAAAUUGUUGCAAUGCUGGAAUGAAGAACAACCUUAUUGGUUACAACUGCAGUCGAAGAUCUAGAGUAAUACAAAAGGGAAAAGAAUGCGUUGAUGCCUUCUUGCACUGUUGUGAAAACGUUCACAAAUAUCUGGAACAGCUUGACAAAAGCAAGCUGAGUUUAAGUCGAAGUACUGAUGACGAAUACACUCCUUAUGAGGAUAUAACUGUUAGGUCUCAGUUCGACGAAAGCUGGCUCUGGCAUUCGGAAAAUCUUCCAACACUGCUGGACAGUGAUGGCGAAGCAUCAAAGCAGAUGCCGCGGCGGUAUCUUAAAGAUUCGAUAACAACCUGGGAAAUACAAGCUGUCAGUGUGUCUCCAGAAAAAGGUGUGUGUAUUGCACAACCCUAUGAAGUCACAGUUCUACAAGAUUUUUUCAUUGACCUUCGACUUCCAUACGCAACGGUACGCCAUGAACAAGUGGAAAUUAGAGCAGUCCUCUACAAUUAUCAUAAUAAAGAAAUUACGGUUCGGGUGCAGUUUCCUUACAAUGAGAACUUGUGCAGCAGGGCAACGCCACAUAAACGAUUUACUGCUCUAGUCAAAGUUCCUGGGAAGUCAACUGUUGUGGUGCCUUUUGUUAUUGUCCCAUUGACAGUUGGGGAAAUAAUGAUUGAAGUAAAGGCAUCAGUUCCGGGUGUAUUUGUGAAUGAUGCAGUGAGAAAGCCCCUCCGAGUGCUGCCGGAGGGAGUAAAAACUGAACUCCCAGUGGAAACCCACGAGUUGGAUCCCAAAGGUAACGUGCAAGUGUUUAAUGUGUCUGUCCUACCGCCAAAAGAUAGAGUUCCACGCACAGAAUCGUACACGUCCAUCAGCGUUCAAGGUGAUCUUUUAACUCAAUCUAUUGAAAAAACUAUCGAUGGAUUGAAACUGAAAAAUCUAAUCAGAAUUCCAAGAGGAUGUGGUGAACAGAAUAUGGCAUCAAUGACUCCGGUGGUGAUUGUUGUAAAAUAUCUAGACGAAAAAAAUGAAUGGCCAUUGGUGGGAGUGGAUGCCAGAGAAACUGCACUGAAGAACAUUCAGACAGGUUAUAUCACACAACUAAAAUAUCGCAAGGAUGAUUAUUCUUUCGCCGUUUACGAAGAUUCUCCAUCCAGUACAUGGUUGACUGCCUAUGUGGUUAAGGUGUUUGCGAUGGCACAUAACAUGAUCACAAUUGACCGAAAUGUACUGUGUGGAGCUGUGAAGUGGCUAAUAUUAAAAAAACAGAAACCUGAUGGUCACUUUGCGGAAGACUAUCCAGUACAUGACCAAAGAAUUAUGGGAGGACUUGGAAAGGAAACCACCCAUGCACCGUUAACUGCAUUUGUGCUGAUUGCAAUAAUGGAAGCUCAACGUGUUUGUUCACAACAUGUUACGAGUUAUGAUAACACUAUCAAGAAAGCAGUAUAUUACCUGGAGAGGCACAUAGAUGGCCUUCAGGGAUCCUACGGUGCAGUACUUUCAGCUUAUGCCCUUUCACUGAAAGGUGUGGACAAGAAGAAAAUUGUGAUGAAAUUUGCUUCACCAGAUCAAUCACACUGGCCAGUAGGCGGAGAUGCUAACUCUCUAUAUACCAUUGAAGCCACGGGAUAUGCACUUUUAUUCCUCUUGCAGCAGAUGCAGUAUGACGAAGCUGGUAAAUUAGUGAGAUGGCUGUCAAAACGGAGUGAAUAUGGAGGAGACUUCAGCUCUACUCAGGCAACGAUGGUUGCGCUUCAAGCAAUGGCCACGUAUCUGACUGAUGCUCCUCCUAUCAAGAAGUCUGAAUUGGAUAUUGAUAUAUAUAUUCCCAGCAAGCAACAUACUUAUCAAUGGGGAAUUCGUCCAAAAAAUAUAUAUGUCGCAAAAUCAAGAACGUUUAAUGACUUCGCAAAUUUUACUGUACAGGUAAAGGGGCAAGGACAAGGAUUAUUAAAAGUUAUGGGAACUUAUUAUGCAUUGUUGCCCAAGGAUGAAAAGGAAUGUAAGAAUUUCAAUUUGAACAUAACUGUUGAAAAUGUUGAGAAAGUUAAUCGACCUAAUGAUGCUCUAAAUUCGCUCCUGCUAAAAAUCUGCGCACGCUACCUUGGAGCAACAAACACCUCAAUGGGUAUUUUAGAUAUUUCCAUGUUAACUGGAUUCACUCCAGAUUUCUCUGAUCUGAAUCAGCUUAAAGGUGGAAUUGAGAAGUAUAUUUCAAGAUUUGAGGUAGACAAGGCAUUGUCUACAGCAGGAUCACUGAUCAUUUAUUUAGAAAAGGUGUCAAAUCUCGAAGAGAGCUGCGUUGCAUUUAAAGUGCACCAAUUCUACAACGUUGGACUCAUUCAACCAGCUGCUGUCAAGAUAUAUUCAUAUUAUGAUACAACAAAGAAUUGCACUAAAUUUUACAAUGUCCCCGAACACAGUGGUAUGCUAAGUAAAAUAUGCGUAGAUGAUGUGUGCAGAUGUGCUGAAGGAAGCUGCGUUUCACUAAAGACAGACCAAAGAGAUCUUGCAAAACGUGAUGACGUUUCCUGUGCCCCAGGAAGUGAUUAUGUUUACAAAGUGACAUUUAUUGGAAAGGAAAAGAGAGACAAUUACAUAUAUUACGCAAUGAAAAUUCUGAUAGUUAUCAAACAAGGAACCGAUGCAGUCGCUCAAAAUACUGUGAGAGACCUAAUCACACUUGCCAACUGCAACAUUAAAUCUAACAUGGAACUGAACCAUGAUUAUCUAAUAAUGGGACAGCGCUCAGAUCUGUGGAGUGAUGGGGAGAGAGUGAGAUAUGUGAUUGGAGAAAAAACAUGGAUAGAAAGGUGGCCAAGCAAUGCAGAAUGCCAAGAGGAAAUGUUCAGAGUACUCUGUAAAGACCUGAGGGUGUUUGCCGACGACCUCCAGUCCUUUGGGUGCGAUAACUAAUUACAUUGCAGCUUAAAAUAAGCUGCCCAACAGUUUUCAUUAAAUAAAGCCAAUUCAUCUUUUUUUUUAUG